Messenger RNA from Penicillium samsonianum, 993 nucleotides. RefSeq lists its product as uncharacterized. The record is from RefSeq and is a predicted model, not a curated record. The transcript has a single exon. Bases 1 to 993 code for a protein of 330 amino acids. Lineage: Eukaryota; Fungi; Ascomycota; Eurotiomycetes; Eurotiales; Aspergillaceae.
AUGAAUUUCGACGAAAGGUAUCUUCAGCAGAAUCGAUUUCAAGCCUUGCCGCUUGAGCUAGCACUUCAAAUCGCUGGGACCGUACUGGGGUAUAUCUUUGCCAGUUUUAUGACGCCUAAUGGCCAUGUGUGGUCUACAAGAAACCACCUUUUGUCCACAAUUGGCUUUCAAACCCUAAGGACUACUUUUGUCAUCCUCACAUGUGGCCGCGACUCAAACCAUCUCAUCUACAAAAUCGCCCCGAAGGACCCCAAUUGGAUAUUCGUGGGCCCAGAGUUCCACGCACUCCAUCAUGUCUUCCCGGAUCGUUACAUCGGUUCGUUCAUUAAAGUCUUCGACUGGAUUUGGGGUACUGCCUACUCCUUCAGACGCAAGCGCUUUGCGAUCACCGGGGGAAGCGGAGCAUUUGGCCGUGCAAUUGUGAAAGAGCUCGAGCGUGAAGAAGGGGUAGCCUGUAUUCGCAAAUUGAAAUUUGGUACUGAUUGGGAUCAUCAUCAUUUUGAAAAAGCGCUCCCGGUGCUUUCUAACUCCGACGUUUUAAUACUGGCUCACGGCUCCAAUGGCGAGGACGCAGUUGCAUCAAACUGCGAUUCAGCUACCCGACUUGUCAAAUUAUUCAAGCAGCACAGAGCGACCAACCCCGCCUGCCCGGCGCUUCCGGAAGUUUGGUACGUUGGCAGCGAGAUUGAGUUCCAUCCAUCCUGGGGAAAUCUACGACUACAACGCUACUCUCAGUCAAAACGAACGUUCCUGCCGCACGCUCGUUCCUUUUUUGAUGACCCUGAUAUAAUUUACCGCCAUAUCGUUCCAUCCUCAUUUCACUCAUCCAUGGGAACUGCUGUAUUUUCUGCAGACUGGGCAGCCAAGUGUGCAAUGUGGUGGAUCCGACGAGGGGCCAGAUAUAUUCCCGUCACAUAUACGGGAAUUGCGUAUUUGAACUAUUUCAAGUUCAUGUAUCGCAUUCCUUACGCGCAGGAUGCGUAUCAAAUGUAA